GACUAACUUCGUCCUACUUACUACUUAACAACAUAACCUUAAUUCAAUUAUCAAAAAAUUAAAAGUGUAAAUUUCUUUUUUUUAAAUAUAGGUAAUGUAAACUAAAUUUCCAAAAGAAUGAGUUUAACAAAUCGAAAUCGGGUGAGCAUAUUAGAUAAGCCGCUAAGUAGAGGAAAAGGGGAAAUAUCACUGAGUUGUUUUGCCUUAUUAUUCUCCGAAAUUGUGCAGUAUUGUCAAAACAAGUCGCAUACAGUACCAGAACUUCAAACCAGACUUCACGAUUUAGGCAGAACUGUUGGUGUUAAACUUAUUGAUUUAUAUUUUGUACGAGAACGUAAUGGAAAAAGGGAAAUUAAAUUGUUAAAUAUUCUUUUGUUUGUGAAAUCUACGUUAUGGAAGUCACUGUUUGGACGUGAAGCUGAUAAACUUGAACAUUCUAAUGAUGAUGAAAAUACUUAUUAUUUAAUGGAAAAAGACCCUCUUGUAAAUAAGUUUAUUUCUGUACCUAGAGAUAAAGGUAGUCUUAAUUGUGCUAUUUUUAUUGCUGGAAUUGUUGAAGCGAUUCUUACCGGAACUGGAUUUCCUGCAAAGGUUACAGCACAUUGGCAUAAGGGAACAACCUAUAUGGUGAAGUUUGAUGAGUCUGUCGUUGCUAGAGAUAAGCAGUUGGAAGAGCGAUAAUGCGUAGUUAUUCAAUGUUUAACAUUUAUGUAUCAUUAAUUAGAAAAGUAUUUAUUUACAGAAAUAUCAUUCAUGUAAUUUAAAUAUAGCAGGUAUUAAAUGGGAUACAAUACAAAGAAAUGCAGUCCAGUACAGACUACAGAGCUAGACUGGGUAAGUGGGAAA
This is a messenger RNA of Photinus pyralis (common eastern firefly), 846 nucleotides long. RefSeq names its product trafficking protein particle complex subunit 5 (gene Trs31). Bases 118 to 681 code for a protein of 187 amino acids. Lineage: Eukaryota; Metazoa; Arthropoda; Insecta; Coleoptera; Lampyridae. Gene Ontology annotation, biological process: endoplasmic reticulum to Golgi vesicle-mediated transport. The record is from RefSeq and is a predicted model, not a curated record. Gene Ontology annotation, cellular component: TRAPPI protein complex; TRAPPIII protein complex; TRAPPII protein complex. The transcript has 4 exons.